ACUGGUAUCAACAUUUGCACUUUCGGAGAACCACCCUCCAUAACAACCUGUCUACACGAUGGAUACCAUGGAAAGUUUGGCUCCGAGUUCUCUAUCAUCACAUUAUAGACCUCCUCAUGGAAAGCUUGCUAGACAGUCAACACCGGUUGAAGCACUACAGAGUAGUUUAACCUUCGUGGACUCAGACAAAGACCCAGCCCUCAAUCAACUUCAGCUUCAGCGCGACGAUCGACAUCAGCGCGACAUGGACUUAGACAAAGACCUAGCCCUCAGUCAACUUCAACUUCAGUCCCGGGAUCAACGUCAGCGUCAGCGUGACAUCGACAUCUCUCAUGCACAUCCAGAAGCUUCUUAUGCACAUAUAGAUCCUCAGCCAAGAUGGAGUGGCCCUAGGGGUUUUGGUGCUCGGCACAUACACGACGACGUUCCGUUUUCUCUCUGGAGCGAAGAGAACCAAAAUUACAGACAUGCCAGUAGUCAUGAAUUGGCAUACAUCCUGGACAGGUAUCACGCAGCAAAGGUUGAAUGGUACGAGCAUAUACUAGUACUUCAGACUUUAAACCCGCCUAACCCAGUACCACUCACCGUCGCCUGCACUCCCGUCAUCUUCGUUCCUAUUGGCCAAGAAGGAUUGGAUAUCGCAGGGAGAGCCCCAUACUUCAACUAUCGUCUCGCAGACCCAUGCCCCAAUCUUCGUUUGCCAAGAAGUCAGAGACCUGAAAAAUCACAAAUGCAUGAGGUGGUUUCUGCGCUUUUACAGCUCGCCGAGGUACGAAGAGUGAAUUUUUGCCCGGCUAGCAUUAUUGUUGAACUUGUCUAUGGCGAUGGGCGACUCUAUGAAAGAGGUUCUCUCCCAUACUAUGUGGCUGGCUUACCUACGACCUAUCAUCAUGACCCAACCCCCUUCUUCCAGAGUAUGGGUAGCCAUACUCGAGAACGGCUGCUAGAUCCUACCCUAUACCUCCCAGGGCAUAUCAUCGGGCCGCUACCACAAGAUAUUUCGAAUUACCUCCGAGAUCCCAAUUGGGGCGCGAUUAAUCCAGGGGUGAGGCUCUCAACUGGGCCAGUUACAAGUUCUGGUGCUGAAGCUGAGGUCAACCAAUCAACGACAUGCGGGGUGCUACUGAGGCAAGGAUCAUCGAUGUUUGUAACCAUCGCAAACCACGGAUUUCUAGCCAAUGAUAGCGGAGAAGUCUUUCACCCGGUAGCCGAUGGGGAUAUGAUAGGAAACAUCGUUAAAAGAUACCCAGAGCUCGAUAUUGCGAUGGUCCAACUUACCCCGGCAAAUUCGAACAGAUUUACAAAUGGAACUUACUUUCAAGCCGAACCGCCAAGGCGAUUAGCUGCGCGACGUGAGCUGUUUAGAGGUGCCUGGUUCGAGGUGGAUGGCAUGAGCACAGGCCUUCUCUCGUUUCAAUACUGGAGCGACUCGAUGGAGUGCCCACGGCGGCCGCCUGGACACCCUCCAAUUCCCGUAAGCAGGUGGAAAAUUGAUAUAACUUGCAGAAUCUUUGGAGCCACUAGCCCUGAGAUGAUGGAUGGCCUUUGCGGUGCUCCAUUCGUCGAGGAGAGGACUGGGAACGUGGCCGGAUUUUUCCAUCUGGCGAAUGGUGAUUGGGCGGAAUGCGCUACACUGGAUGAUCUUGUAGCAGAGGGUUAUGAUGUUGUCUAGAGGAGUAUAUGGCAGGUAGAAGACAUGGUUUGCUUUAAUAAAUUAUAUUGAUUCGGGAAGCUAUUUCCAAGUAAAAUGUAGAGUAGAAAGGGG
Messenger RNA from Pseudogymnoascus destructans, 1765 nucleotides. RefSeq lists its product as uncharacterized. Lineage: Eukaryota; Fungi; Ascomycota; Leotiomycetes; Thelebolales; Thelebolaceae. The transcript has a single exon. The record is from RefSeq and is a predicted model, not a curated record. Bases 59 to 1672 code for a protein of 537 amino acids.